Durio zibethinus is the source of this 351-nucleotide messenger RNA. Its product is annotated as succinate dehydrogenase assembly factor. NCBI's taxonomy places the organism in Eukaryota, Viridiplantae, Streptophyta, Magnoliopsida, Malvales, Malvaceae. Gene Ontology annotation, cellular component: mitochondrion. Gene Ontology annotation, biological process: mitochondrial respiratory chain complex II assembly. The record is from RefSeq and is a predicted model, not a curated record.
AUGGCAAGAGCCAACCUGAGCCGUAUAUUCUCAUCAAUCUCGGAGCUUUCCAUCCCCAAACCGUCUUUUACUAGUUUCAGAUCUGAGUCGUCGGCUCGGUCCGCUUCCAAUUCGGCCAGUCGGUUCGUGUGCUUCUCUGCUCAGCAACCUCAAUUGAACCAUGAAGAAAAACCUAACGAGGAAAAGCCGGAAGCGGUGAAGGAGAAUCUUGAAAUUGAGAAAAAAGAAGAAGAAGAAGAUGAAGAUGGGGAUCAUUUGAAUGAAGAGACGGGGGAGGUCGGCGGGCCCAGAGGCCCUGAGCCCACUCGCUACGGUGAUUGGGAACGCAAUGGUCGCUGCUACGACUUCUAA